Molecule: messenger RNA, 654 nt
Organism: Eutrema salsugineum
Lineage: Eukaryota; Viridiplantae; Streptophyta; Magnoliopsida; Brassicales; Brassicaceae
Exons: 3
Coding region: 1-654 (217 amino acids)
Source: RefSeq, a predicted model, not a curated record
AUGGACAACACGAGCAAGAUCAAAUGUUUUCUUUUUGAUUCAAAUGCAAAGGAUAUUGUUAACCAGUCUGCUGAUGAAAUUUUAAAAGGGACAUACGAUGCGUAUGAGAUACAAGAUCCAGAUGUCGUUCCUGAUGCGCUGCAAAACUUGGUUGGGAAGACUUUUCAGUUUCUAAUUUGCGUUAAGAAAGAAAAUCUUUACGGUGGUAGUAAUACAUACAAGGUCGGAAAUGUUUGGAAAGGCAAUCAGGUUUUGACUACCACCAUUGAUGAUGCGAAUGAAUCUGAAGAUGGGGGUGAUCAGAGUUUACUCAUGUCUGGCGAUCAGGCAUCACUGAUGAACACACAUAGCCAAGAGUCUUCGGAUGAUGUUUCUGGCAAUAUCAAAACUCCUUUAGCAAAGCGUGAGCGUGAUGAUCUUAAAGAUUCAGUCGACUCAUCCUCAUCGUCUAAGAAGUCAUGUAAUAGUGGGAAUAGUGUGGAAACAACAUAUGCUAAUGAAGUGAUUGAUGAGGAUACACUGAAGAGUGAUGGUGUUUUGGUGAACGCUCUUCUUACAAGUGAAUCCAAUGAAGGGGUUGCAAAGGGACGAACUCGAGGACGUGGUGGUGGUAAAGUUGUUGGCAAAGAGGGAGGCAAAAAUGGGAAGAUGUGA